Mycetomoellerius zeteki is the source of this 2258-nucleotide messenger RNA. RefSeq names its product minichromosome maintenance 10 homolog (gene Mcm10). Gene Ontology annotation, molecular function: DNA replication origin binding; single-stranded DNA binding. Gene Ontology annotation, cellular component: nuclear replication fork; nucleus. NCBI's taxonomy places the organism in Eukaryota, Metazoa, Arthropoda, Insecta, Hymenoptera, Formicidae. The record is from RefSeq and is a predicted model, not a curated record. Gene Ontology annotation, biological process: DNA replication; DNA replication initiation.
AUGGAGCGUGACGAUAGUGAUUGUGAUUUAGACAUCCUGAAUAAUCUCAUAUCAAAUGACACCGAAGAAACUGAGCAAUCUGAGCAGGUUGAAGAAAUUAAACAGCCUGAUCUACCAAAGUCAAGUAAAAAUUUAACAGAAUUGCAGUUCAGUUUCUUAGAUUCUGCAUCUAGUAACGUAAGUAAUGAAAAUAAACCAAUUGAUGAGAAAGUUAGUGAGAUUUAUGACGACAAGCUUGAUUCUUCUGACGACGAAGACAGACGUUAUUUUGAGGAACAAAAGUAUUCUAAUUAUGGGCGAGAGUUAAAACAAUUGUUGAAAGAACGCUCUUCGUUAAAGACUGAGCAGCCUGUAAAAUUACAGAGUACAAAAACAGUUAAUUUUAAUAAUAAGAGUAAAACAUUUGAUUUCAAUAACGCCAUAAAAGGUAAUGAUAAUAAUACAGCAAAAGAUGUCUAUAGUGAUCCCUUCUUUGGAAUAAGAAUAGUUAGUCCCCUUAUAUCCUCUGCUGAAAUGAAAGAACGUAUGAAAGACAAAAUAUCUGUAACGAUAUCAAAAGUAAAGAACCACAUUAUUUCUGAUAAUGUACGUAAUGACUGGGUAAUUGCCGGUGUGUUAAUCAACAAAUCAACCACGAAAACCUCGCAAAAGGGAACCUCUUACUGUAUCUGGAAAAUAAGUGAUCUGUCCGACGACCUAAAGACUGUGUCAAUUUUUUUAUUCAGUAACGCCUAUAAACAACUAUGGAAAACCAUCGUUGGCAGCGUGAUAGGUAUUCUCAACCCAAACGUACUCGAGAGUAAGGAUAAUAUCGAUCAAGCGACGCUGUCGAUCGACAAUCCUCAGAAGAUGAUGAUUCUUGGCAGGUCUAAGGACAUGGGCAAAUGCAAGUCGGUCAAGAAGAAUGGAGAUCCGUGUACCGCAAUUAUAAAUACAAGUCGAUGCGAGUACUGCAUCUAUCAUGUUAAACAGGAGUACAAGAAGUGUGCGCGACGAGCGGAAAUACAGUCGAGCAAUACCAGUUAUGGAUUCACCGGAGACGCGAUAAAACGCAUGAAUAGGCAGACCGUUAUGCAAAAGCCUUACAACGGAUUAGCAUCUUUUGUACCGGUAUUAGCUAAACGCAACGAGGAAUUGUAUGAAAAGGACCGUGCGCGUUUGGAGUUAUUAUCCGAGACUACUUCAGAUAACAGUAUUAAGAAAGUAAAAAACGAUCUAAACCAUAAGGCGAACAAUACGGAUACUAAGAAGAAAGGGAUAGCUGUUGAGCUGACCGGCAAACAAUUCAGAAAAGAUUUUGAACGACUGAACAAACUAAGGAACUGGCAGCCCUCAAAACAGGUAAUGGUACAAUCAACGCCUAAUGGGUCAAUUCUGUGUUCCAGUCCAAUGCCAUUGAAAGAAAGCAACCCGAGCAAAUCUACAGAUAAUUUACAGAGCAAUCGUACAGAUAAGAUCGGUUUGGCUUCUCUUACUUCACGCCCGCGAUUAGGAACGGGAUGUAAUCAAAAUACAAUAGAUUUCUCUGAACCAAUUACCAACCAACAGAUUCGCAACGCCAAGAUGAAUGCGAUCAAGUGGGUGCAAGAGCACGGAAAGAUCAAAGCGACGGACCCUAAUCAAGUCCGCGCGAGUACCAGAGAAAAACUGGAGAAGAACGCGAAGCGUCAGAGAGAAGAUGAUGAGAAGGAAGACAUCAAAGAGAUGCUAGAAGCAAAGUCCUCGCACACAGACUUGAUCGAGAAGUCGUACGACGAAGAGAAGGAGAAGUACUUUAAUAAGUUAGAGGCCAAGGAGAGAAUGGAGGAAAAGAUGAUGAGCACUUUCAAGAUCAAUUGCAAAGCUGUGAAGUGUAUGUUAUGCAAGUACACAGCGUUCUCAGCGUCGGACAUGUGUAAGGAGCAACGACACCCGUUGCGCGUGAUGGACGCUAUUAAGAGAUUUUUCAAGUGCGCCGAUUGUGGCAACCGGACUGUCAGUCUGAACCGUAUGCCGUCGCACAGCUGUGGCAAGUGCAGCAGCUCGAAUUGGGCCAGAGCGGCUAUGAUGGACGAGAGGAAGACUGCUAUCGUCGCAGAGACCUUGUCCAUUCGCGGCGCCGAGGAAAAGUUCCUGGGCUCUAUAGUGAAAGAUGCCAAUCUCAAUCUUCUAGUUCCGGAUGAAAAUUAAUAUGUCAAUUUGAUUGCUUACAGUAUAUUUUUGAAAUAAGUAUUAUAAAUAUUUAUAGAGAAGAUAAAUGAAAUGACGAUUGAUUAGAA